AUGCCUCUCAACGUACCAAGGAAUUCUAGGCUUGUCUCCAUUCUUUGUCAUUCCUGUUAUGGCGCCGAGCAGGAGAAUGAAUUACUCGAACAUUACGAAAAGGAGGAAAAAGUUAUUUCAAAACAGGCUGCAAUCAGUAGUACAUCGACGAAUGGUCUUCUGACUGCUGCCGAUAUUGCCAAUGUUGAAAUUAGUAAACCCACUAAUUUCAAACGAGGAAUACAUAUUGCCAUUGAUGAGGAACAAGGAGUGUUAAAAGGUGUUCCUGAGCAAUGGAGAACCAUGGUUGGUGAAGCUCAUUCCUAUGAUAAUUAUCGUAAAAUGGCUGAGGAAGAUAUUGCUCCAUAUUUAAUACCUGAAAUAGGUCACGAACAAAAUCAUGACCGUUCACAUUCUCAUGAAGAGGGCUCGGAAGGUUUUUCUGCACUCGUCAUUACCCGACCCACAGAAUUUACACAUCACAUUCAUGUCGAUUAUGAUCCUGAACGAGGAUUUAUUGGAUUACCUGAUGCCUGGAAAGAGAUUCUUGAAAAGGGUCUUAACAAGGGAGAUAUCACUAUCGAUGAGGUUAUGAAUCACAAAGAGGAUGCAGCAAGAAUUGCAGGGUUCAUUGAUGGAGGUUUAACAUUGGCUCCACUCAAAAUUCCUACCGCAGCAUCAAAACCCAAGAAGCGUCUUCCAGACUUUAUAUCGAACGAAGAUCCAACAAAAAUCUUCUCACAUCUCAAGCCUAUUGAUGAAGGAAGUACUGGUGUAGUCAUGCUAGGCACGCACAUCAAAACGAACAUUAAAUGUGCUGUGAAAAAGAUUGAAAUUCAACAAACCACCAAAUUGGAAACUCUCGAAAAUGAAUUGGCCAUGAUGGAAUCUUGUUCACAUCCUAACAUUGUACAAUAUAUGGGAGCUUAUCAUCAUGACCAUUAUUUGUGGAUUUCUAUGGAAUUUAUGGACGGAGGAAAACUCACUGAUAUCUUGUACAAAACCAUUCUUAGAGAGGAUGAAAUUGCCUAUGUAUUGAAAGAAUGCCUCAAAGCUCUCAAAUAUUUGCACGAUAGCAACAAAAUGCAUCGUGACAUUAAGAGUGACAAUGUACUUGUAAAUUCGAAAGGAGAAGUGAAAUUGGCAGACUUUGGAUUUUGUGUGGAAUUGACUACAAAGAAGGAGAAACGUAAAUCAACCGUUGGAACUCCUUAUUGGAUGGCUCCAGAAGUGAUUCGAGCAAUUGACUAUGGUCCCAACGUUGAUAUUUGGAGUUUGGGUAUCAUGGCAUUGGAAAUGGCUGAAGGUGAACCUCCACUUAUUGAGCUACCUGUAUUGAGAGCACUAUUCAUUAUUGCCACACAACCUCCUCCAACGCUACGAGAACCUCAUCGAUGGUCCAGUAGUUUUAGUUCCUUUUUGGCAAGAUGUCUCGUCAAGGAUCCAGCUGAGAGAGCCUCUGCAACAGAGUUAUUGGAACAUCCAUUCUUACAAAACGCAUGUGCUCCAUCGAGAAUGUCUGAUUUAUUGAAAAAAUAUCACUUAUUGAAGCAUUAA
This is a messenger RNA of Naegleria fowleri, 1536 nucleotides long. RefSeq lists its product as uncharacterized. Bases 1 to 1536 code for a protein of 511 amino acids. Gene Ontology annotation, cellular component: cytoplasm. The record is from RefSeq and is a predicted model, not a curated record. Gene Ontology annotation, molecular function: ATP binding; protein serine/threonine kinase activity. Gene Ontology annotation, biological process: intracellular signal transduction; protein phosphorylation; regulation of MAPK cascade. The transcript has 4 exons. Lineage: Eukaryota; Heterolobosea; Eutetramitea; Acrasida; Naegleriidae.